AUGAAUUCUAAUAGUAGUGGUGAACAUCAAGUUCUAAAUAUAGAUCAUAAUAAUUUAUCAAAUAUUAGUAAUAUAACACGUGAAAAUCAACCAAUUUUACUUUCACAAUCAAUUCAUAAUAUGGCACUAUCAAAUAAUAAUCAUAUCUCAUUAUGGAAUUCAACUAUAACAGAUGAUAUGGAAUAUGAUGAUACUAUUCUUCAAGCUGAAAGAGCUAUUGAAGGUGGAAUAUUACCAGUACGAAUAGCAGCUGGUUCAUCUGGUUCUUAUUUUGUUCGAAAUCUUGAAGGCAAAAAUAUUGGAGUAUUUAAACCAAAAGAUGAAGAACCAUACGGUCGUUUUAAUCCGAAAUGGUCUAAAUGGCUUCAAAAAACUCUAUGUCCUUGUUGUUUUGGUCGAAGUUGUCUAGUUCAUAAUCAAGGUUAUUUAUCAGAAGCUGGUGCUAGUUUAAUAGAUACAAAACUUCGAUUAAAUAUAGUCCCUAAGACACGUGUUAUACAUUUGACUGCUGAUUCAUUUAAUUAUCCUGCAUAUCAACGUCAUUUAAUAAUAGCUAAACGUGAAAUAAAUGAAAGUGUAGGUCGACAUAUGCAUGGUAGACGAGUAUUUGAACCAACAGGAUUACAAGCUAAAGUUGGAUCAUUUCAAUUAUUUGUUGAUAAUUAUGUUAGUGCAGAUGUUUUUCUUAAACAAUUAGAACAGAAUACAUUACCAGAAGAAGAUAUGAAUAAAUUUCAAAAACAAUUUGAAAGACUUGUUGUAUUAGAUUAUAUUAUACGAAAUACAGAUCGUAAUAAUGAUAAUUGGUUGGUCAAAUAUGAAGUAAAAUCUCUCAGUGCACGAGACAAGACUGAUAAUAGCAAUGAAGGUGAUCCUAAUACCGAUGGUACUGUAAAGACUGCAAUAGAUGAUACCACAACAACAAAUGAUAUUCAUAUAGCAGCUAUUGAUAAUGGUCUUGCAUUUCCAUUUAAACAUCCAGAUGAAUGGCGUGCUUAUCCAUUUCAUUGGGCUUGGUUAAAACAAGCUAAAGUUCCAUUUUCUGAUGAAAUAAUAACUCAUAUUUUACCAUUUAUAUCUGAUAUGAAUUUUGUUCAACAUGAAUUAUGUGAUGAAAUUCAACGUUUAUUUUCACAAGAUAAAAAUUAUGAUCGUCGAUUAGUUGAACGACAAUUAUCUGUAAUGCGUGGACAAAUAUUAAAUUUAGCUCAAGCUAUGCGUGAUGGAAAAUCACCAUUUGAAUUAGUACAAAUGCCAGGUGUUCUUGUUGAACGUCUUCAUAUUGAUCCUUCAUUUGGUCAUCGACAAUUUAAGAAAAAAUUUAAUGAUCGUUAUCCAUUAUUUUCUUGGUUUUGA
Molecule: messenger RNA, 1356 nt
Organism: Rotaria sp. Silwood1
Lineage: Eukaryota; Metazoa; Rotifera; Eurotatoria; Philodinida; Philodinidae
Source: the annotation of a GenBank genome assembly